This is a messenger RNA of Sphaeroforma arctica JP610, 546 nucleotides long. RefSeq lists its product as hypothetical. The coding region runs from base 1 to 546 and encodes 181 amino acids. The transcript is spliced from 3 exons. Lineage: Eukaryota; Ichthyosporea; Ichthyophonida. The record is from RefSeq and is a predicted model, not a curated record.
AUGCUUCAUCAGCUCGGUAUGGAGGCAAGCAACAGAUAUGCAGGGCCACCAUACGAAGCUGAGGACUCUGGCUCGCAAUCUAGUGCCGUUAGUUCGGCGUCCGCCGAGACUUCUGCGGACGACGACUGUCCUGACAUUAUGUCGGACUCUGAUGUCUCCGACGAUGAGACUAUAGUGUGGCUCAGCAGGCGGUCGGUUCCGGAGGUGCGGGUAACGCCGAGCGAUGACAGUAGUGAACAAUCCUGUUGGGACUUGUUGUCCGAUUCAACUGAGGAUGAUGACACUAACCAUAGCUCGGUGACUUUGAGCCGGCCUAGGGCGCAUAACAAGCGUUCGUACCCUGCCAGGCGAUUGAAGACGGCAGCUCGGGAUGUGCAUGAUAUACAUGACUUAUCUUCGAUGACUACGCAGGUGGCGAAUGGAGAUGCCUCUGGUGUUGAAGCUCGGGAUCUUCGGGAGCUGCUGCUAGCAAGAGCAGCGCAGCUACAAGCAGAGCGGGAGAAGCAUACCCCGCCGGAGACGGUCCCUGUGAAGGUCCUCUCAUAG